This is a messenger RNA of Neurospora crassa OR74A, 1242 nucleotides long. RefSeq lists its product as hypothetical. The transcript has 3 exons. Gene Ontology annotation, biological process: RNA processing. Gene Ontology annotation, molecular function: RNA-3'-phosphate cyclase activity. NCBI's taxonomy places the organism in Eukaryota, Fungi, Ascomycota, Sordariomycetes, Sordariales, Sordariaceae. The coding region runs from base 1 to 1242 and encodes 413 amino acids. The record is from RefSeq and is a predicted model, not a curated record. Gene Ontology annotation, cellular component: nucleus.
AUGGACGGUCCAACAUUCCGUAUAAUUCCCCCCAAUAACUGCAAGUACGAAGGCGGUCUCGAUCGACUUCGCCUCUCCACUGUUCUAUCUGGUCUGUUCAGCGAACCAGUCUACAUGGCCGAGGAGAUGCUCCAUCCCAUUGGAGAGGGCAUCAACGCAGAACAUACAACGGCCAUCAGUAUUCUAACGCAUCUGGCCCCGGGGGCUGCGUCCGUCCACUAUACCCAGAGGGGCAUUGUCGUGCUGUUCGUCCCGCAUUUGCUCCGUGACAAGAUGCCGUCAAAAAUGAUUAGUCCUACACUGGAUGGCUCAGCUGCCAUGCUUUUUCUCACAGUUCUGCCGUAUAUUCUGUUCUGUCACCUCGGGUCUCGGGAAUUCGGCUUUUACGAUUACUACCCAAGGGAUUACAUGUUCACGCUCAAAAUCACGGGAGGCUCUUACGUCCUCUCUUCCAACGGGCCAUCGAUUAUCUAUCUACAAAAAGUCUUUCUUCCCAACCUGAGUUUGCUCGGUAUACAUCCGAGGUCCUUUGUCGACUUGUCAAUGACGAAAGUGGAAAACCGAUUUCCUCCAGGUAGCCAACCAAACCUUUACAUCACCAUAGAGGAGCUUGAACUGGAAAUGUCUAUCAAUCCUCUUGUUGCGCCGCUGAAAAGACGGAUUGACUUGACCAAUCGGGGGGAAAUAUGGAGAGUAACCGCUUACGCUCACUGUCCAGACUAUGUCUCUUCGAGGUUCAAGCAGCUUCUUGAAAACGAGAUGUGCGCCGCUUUCCACUGCCAGCGAGGGCCCCGUGAUACGGGUACCUCUAGUCAACAAGAGAACUCGGACCCGGAGAAGGCGGUUGAAGUGGACAGAAUCGACCCGCGACACUCCCUAGAGCCCACGGAGUCAUACAUUGGAUACGAGCUCACACGCGCAUUACCCAUCGAAAUCAUUCAUCAAACCGACACUCCCAAGGUGGGAGAUGUGAAUACUUUUGUAUCUGCAGACGAGCAGGCUGAUGAGUUUAUACUGAAUCUCAUUCGAGAUGGUCUGCGUGGACUGCGGGCCGAGCUGCUUCACGGCCAUGCUGUGGACAGCCAACAAACCUGGGGGUUCAUGUCGCUCUACCAGUUGAUGGCUCCCAGUUAUGUGGACUGGAACGACGGGAGCAGGAGAGUGACAGCCGAAGCGUUCAGGGAGGACUAUCCUGGUCUAGAUCGCAAGAAACAGGUCUUGUUCGGAAAGGCCUUGGAUUAG